This is a messenger RNA of Dovyalis caffra, 480 nucleotides long. NCBI's taxonomy places the organism in Eukaryota, Viridiplantae, Streptophyta, Magnoliopsida, Malpighiales, Salicaceae. The record is from the annotation of a GenBank genome assembly.
AUGGACCAAAUUCCCAUUAGAGCUUUAAUUUCGAGUGUUUACACCAACUUGAUGUUUCGUGAAGUACAAGUUGAGCUACAUGAUAUGAACUAUUAUGAUGUAGUGUUCUUGAAAAGAAAAGGUCCCGAUAUCAUCUAUAAAGUUUCGGAUAGGGUUUUUGUGAAAGAUGGCACUACAAAGCUAUUGGAGUAUGAGGUAGCAUAUAACCCUUCCAAUAAAGAGUUUGCUACAACCUCAAGUACUCACGUUGUCGGUACUGGCAUAGAAGUCUCUCAAGUACAUGAAAUGGAGAAGCAAAUUGGAGACAUUAGGGAGGAAUUGAGUGCUUUAAAACAAGUUUGUUAUAGAUGGAUUGCAAGAAAACAGAGAUGCUAUCGGCAUCAUCAAAACAAUGAUAGCCAAUGUAAUGAAAGAGAUCCAAACCAAUCCUUCUCUACAUCACCAACAACAUUCUCAGCAACAUGGAAUUCCAAAGCAUAA